AUGUGGUCUCAACAGUUGAGUACAUCAAGGUUUAAUCCGUUUAACAUUGUACAACAAUGUAAGUUUAUUAUUUUUGUUACUUGUUUUGUUUUUAGGCUUGUUUUUGGAUUUCAAAUGACUACAACCUAGCGGUAUCGUAUUUUACCUCAAAAUACAGGGCUUUUUGCCUAUUUUAUUGGAAUCUUUACCUUGUUUUUGUAUUUUUCAUUAAAGUGUAGAUAACGUUAUAUAUUUUUGGUUGGUUUUUAGGUCGUGGAAUGAGGACAAGGUGGAGACAAGGCUACUUGAAAGACCUUUAUCAUAGGCGAGAAUUGAUGGGAGCUGAUGAUCCGAUGCCAAGAAGUGCUUAUCCUAACUGGUAAUAUUUAUGAUAUUUUAUUUUUAUUUAAUAUGAAAGGCAUUUUAAGACGAAAACAUCAACAUUUUUUAAAUGUUUUAGAUGUUUUAGGACAUUGGAUCUAAAAUUUUGUUUUAAGGCUUAAAACGUCUUGUAUAAUCUCUUAUUUCUUGCUUUAUAUAACAAAAUAUAUUAUGUUUUUAAUAUUUAAUAUGUUGACUUUACUUUCAGGAACCUAAACACAGAAUUAUCGGCCUUCAGUCAUCGCGCUGGUGUAACUGAGCUUCAGAACAAAGAAUUGGAGAGGAUUAUGACUAGUCCGACUUUUUAUGACAAAGCAGAAGCUUUUGAAGUUGCGGACGAGUUUGUUAAGCAAGAUAAUACAGAGUUCAUUGACAAAGGUGAGUUUAUUUUAUUAGUUUUUCUGGUUUUAGGUGUACAACAUGGUGAAGAUUGCAUGAUCUGGUUUUUGCUGUAACUUUGCUCAAAAAGUAGAUAGAGAUCUGAAAUAUUUUGUGAACGUAGACUGGUUUGUUGUUCAACUAAAGUUAUAAAGGAAAUUCUAAAUUUUGAGAUAUUUGCGAUGUUACGGUAGAUCUACCGUACCCUACUUUUUUACAUUUUUUCGAUUUUUUAAAUUUUUCUUUGGUUUAAAAGUUUAAGAAGCUAACUUAAAGUUUAUUUUAAAGUACAAAGAUAGGCUGAACAUAGAAUUAGACAUAAUAUAUAUUGUUUUAGGUGAUCACAGGCUUAUUUGGCAACUGAGCGCCAUUCUUCGUCAUCAAUGGCCCAAAGCUCCUGAAGAGUUUGUUCAAAGUGUUGUAGAGAAGCUCACAUCAACCGAAAACCUUUUAACAAUUGCGAAUCAGCUGGGAAUUCAACAUCUGGUCAAAACAGGACAUUAUCCACCACAACAAUAUGAAAUUGUGGAUGCCCUGAAGGCAUUGUUAGGAGCAAUGAGUGCAAAUCGAGUUCAUGGCUUUGUCAACGAGUUUGUAUUGCCAUAUUUGGCUGAAGUUGCGUUUGAAGAUGUUUUUCCAUUCAAGAAUUCAUUGGAAGUGUUUGAGAAGUAUGCCAAGAAGGUGUGGAAGUUUAAUAAAGUGGAGCCAAGGAUUAUUCAUAGUCAUGGUUUACAUUCAGCUAUGCCGUUAUAUGUUGUGGGGAUAUAUGCUGAUGAAAAGUUGGUUGAUAAAUGCAAGUUUUUUUGGGGGGGGGUGUUUUUGAGGUUUUUUGGCAGGUAUUGCCAUUCUUUGUUUUGUAAAGGAAGUUCUUGCCUUAUCUUGAUUUGUAAAGAAAGUUAUUGCCUUUUUUUUGUUUUGCAGAGAAAGUUCUUGCUAUUUUAUGUUUUGGAAAGAAAGUUUUUGCCAUUUUAUAACCAUAAACCAUUCUAAAACAAUAUAUUUCAGGUCCAGGAGAAAGCCUUUCGAUAGCCACAGACUUGGCCGCUCAACUGUCACUACUUAAAAUGUGGGACAUCAGAUGGAACGAACAAAGCUUCUCAUUCCUCGACGAUCAAAUUACUCUACAUCAGUUCGAGAAACCGAAUCAUCGUCUAUAUGACGUUGUUAAGGACGUGGAUCUCUUGACUCAAGCUCAACUCUCCAAAGAACCAAUCAACGUCUUCCAAGUGGCGGAUAACUUUGAAAAUGUCAUCAAAGCGGAAGUGGGUAUGCCACUUCAUCGACGCCUCAGGCACAAAUUCUCGCGAGGAACGUUGGCCAAACGUUCGUUGAGACGACUGGCCAGACCCAGGGUUUUCAAUAUCUAG
Messenger RNA from Bursaphelenchus okinawaensis, 2105 nucleotides. The record is from the annotation of a GenBank genome assembly. Lineage: Eukaryota; Metazoa; Nematoda; Chromadorea; Rhabditida; Aphelenchoididae.